AACUCAGUCGAAAAUAUGAAGUCAUUGCUAUUACCACUCGUUGCCAAUUGUCUAUUCCUCUUCGGAAUCAGCUAUGCUUAUCAAGUGCCAGAGGCCACUAUUAGAGUCUACUCGCCACAAGGCUUUGAGGUCUCAAUACCCCAGGAUCCAGGCACUUCUCUAUUUGCCUUCCAUGGCAAAGUGAAUGCACCAAUGAACGAUUUGAGGGAUCAAACAUGGGCUGCAGAUGUUACUCAAGCUCGCAAUGGACGUUGGACUUAUAUUAAUCGAGAUGUUCGACUGAAUCCCGGUGAUGUACUAUAUUAUUGGACCACAGUUAGAUACCACGGUGUGGAUCAUCAUAACUACAAUAGACGUCAUAAUGUGGGUGGUGGCGACGUGCUACGCAUCGAUGUCCAAGGUCAAGGUGGCUCAAAUCAACCUAUUUAUGUUGGCGGACAACCGACAAUUAAUAUAUAUACCUAACUAAUUGUACUUUAGAAUGAUUAUCGCCAUUUGUUAUCUGUGAAAACGAAAGUUAGUGCAUCAAUGAGUGGAAGCAAACCAAAUUAUCAAUAAAAAUGUAA
Drosophila willistoni is the source of this 566-nucleotide messenger RNA. Its product is annotated as gram-negative bacteria-binding protein 3. The record is from RefSeq and is a predicted model, not a curated record. Bases 16 to 465 code for a protein of 149 amino acids. Gene Ontology annotation, molecular function: carbohydrate binding. Lineage: Eukaryota; Metazoa; Arthropoda; Insecta; Diptera; Drosophilidae. The transcript has a single exon.